AUGAUUGGUGAGUUGUUAGCCCAAAAGAAAUCCAACGAUGAAGAGCAACAAAUAUUGUCGAUGAAGAAAUCAAUGGACUCCCCAUUUGUUGAAAAAAUAAGGCGCUUCCGCCCACCUUCGAACUUCAAUCAGCCUCAAUUCAAAGAAUUUUUUGAAGGACGCAGUGGAAAUCCAGUGGAGCAUAUCCAACAAUUUCAAGCCUCAAUGAGUUUGUGGAGCUUCAGCGACGAGCUACUCUGCAGAACCUUUCCAAUGACCUUAACGGGUAAGGCUCUAACUUGGUUCUCACAAUUAGAGUCAAAUUCAAUUAGGAGUUUCAGAAUGCUAUCAGAUGCGUUUUUCGAGCAGUACAAGAUUAACCUCGGAAUAAAAAAAGAAAGCAGUCAUUUAUUCCUCUUACAUCGAGAGCCAGGCGAGAGUCUUUUUUAUUUUAAUAGGAGGUUUCGUCAGGAAGUUAAUGAAAUUGGAAAGGUGGACGAGGGAUUCAUAAUAGAAGCAUAUAAAAAUGCAAUGGAUGAUGAUGAGUUUAGAAUUUACAACUCAUUAGCAGUUCAACCAGUCGAAACCCUCAAGGAGUUGUAUGACAGGGGUAAUAGGUAUGCGAAAGAUGAGAAGGAAAAGAAAGCAAAUUUGUCACGGACAACAAAAAGGUCCGGAGCUAAGGGACACACAAAACCGAAGCAGCAAUUCGAUGGCAGUACCAAAAGCAAGAGUCAUGAAGGUCAUAAUAGGAAAAUGAGAAACGAAGAAGAUUCUCAUAAGAUUCAAGAAAAACAAAGUUUCCCAAGCUGA
This is a messenger RNA of Papaver somniferum (opium poppy), 792 nucleotides long. RefSeq lists its product as uncharacterized. NCBI's taxonomy places the organism in Eukaryota, Viridiplantae, Streptophyta, Magnoliopsida, Ranunculales, Papaveraceae. The transcript has a single exon. Bases 1 to 792 code for a protein of 263 amino acids. The record is from RefSeq and is a predicted model, not a curated record.